This is a messenger RNA of Nicotiana tabacum (common tobacco), 1170 nucleotides long. NCBI's taxonomy places the organism in Eukaryota, Viridiplantae, Streptophyta, Magnoliopsida, Solanales, Solanaceae. The record is from RefSeq and is a predicted model, not a curated record.
UGGAGUAUCUGCUCAGCCCGCCGUUCCAUCUUCAUCAUCUGUGCAGUCUAUUCACGACAAACUAGACGUAGUACUAGCAACGAAGAGCCUCAUUGGUUUGCCGAUGGUAUUGCAAUUGGGAAAUCGGCUGGCCUAAUUGCUGGAGUUUUAGGGCAGCUUGCAACAAAUCCUAUGUACUUUCCUAUUGGCUUUGAGAAAUGGUCAUCCAUGCCCAAAUAUUUUGUGGACCGUGUUUUUAAUGAUAUAAUAGUGCCUCGGUUUUUCUUUAGGAUUCAUCAACUAAUGGCAAAGGCGUGUCAUAACAGCUCCCUUAACAAAAAGUGGAAGGAGUACAUGCUUAAACUAUGGAAGGAGGCUGAAGAACCAUUAUUAAGUAAAGAAGAUAUCAUCAAGAACGCUCUGGAUGGCAUACCGAUGGACCAAUGGGCACUGUAUGUUACUUAUCGCUUGAAAGAGGAGACAAAGGAGCGUUGCAAGAAGAAUGCACAGAUUCGAAAAAACCAACUUCCUCAUACUUGUGGUGCUAUGAGUUUGGCUAGAAGAAGGGAUGCAAUGAAGGCGAUGGGAAAAGCUUUUGACCGAGGCAGAAUAUGGGCUGAGACUCAUAAAAGGAAAGAUGAGAGUUAUGUAACUGAUGAGACUAUGGUGAUUGGGGUAAGUAACAUUUUUGGUGCCUUCUGCUGUGAAAUUCUAUUUUAUAUUGGUACUGCUUGUAUAGUGGGUUUCCACAACUAUUUCAAUAUAGAAUGAAGUUUCCACAGCUAUUUUUAGAGCAACCGCUCCUAUGUAUGUUUUUGUCGUUAAAUCUUUUAUUGCCGUCUAAAAGUUUAUGGGUUGAUAUUACUGAAAGUAGAAAUCUUGUGUCAUUUAGACAUUAGGUAGUUGCUUCAUUUGGAUUCUUGCAUUUUAUAAUAGCGAAAGAAGCUGAGGAAACUGCUUAAAUUAAUGUUCUCUUUGAAAUCCUUUAACCUUUUCCAUAUCAUCCUCAACUAAUCUCUGUUAAUAAAGCUUAUAUACAUUAAAAUAAGGCAAAGUAGAGGAAUUUGAACAGAAACAAGUUCAAAAGAAGGUUGAAUUCAAUGUGGUUGAUCUUUUUAGGACACAAAUAAAUCAACACCAAUAGGAGUAUAAGAAGACACAUUUGGAGCUGGUGAUUUUUUCUUGUCUCUG